AGAAAAAUUGUUUUCUUCAGAAUCGUAAAGGUUACUAUAAACCUUUUCAAAUUCUAGCAAAUUUUCACUAUAUAAAUAUAUAUUCUUGCUGUUUAAUGCUAAAAAGAUUAAUUUUUUUUACAAAAAAUGGAAGUGGCAAAUUCUUCUUCUUUGGGUGUGAAGAUUAUUGAUAUUGCUGAUGAUAACGAUGAUAUUUUAGUCAUAUAUGAAACCCCAAAAGCUUCAAAAGGUAAAAGAAAAAAGUUUAUUAAACCAAUUUCAGUAGAAAAUUACUUUUGUUCAAAACCUAGCUGCAGUGGUACAAAAAAAGUGAUGAUUGAUAUUUCUGAUGAUGAAAUUGAGUUUUUGGGUACCAAAUUUGUACAAAAAUCGAAAGGGGUUUCGAAUAUCAAGUCGAUUGUUAUCGAUGAUGAUGAUGAUGUGAAUGAGUUGGUUGAUAAGUUGUUUACUUGUGAUAUUUGUGUUGAUGAAAAAUGUGUUAAUGAAGUUUUCAAGAUUAUGGGUUGUAGUCAUUCUUAUUGCAAAGAAUGUAUGGCUAAGUAUAUUGGUAUGAAGCUUCAAGAAAAUAUAUGUCGAAUUUCAUGUCCUGUUUCGGGUUGUAAUGGGCAAUUAGAGCCGUAUAAUUGUCGUUCGAUUUUGCCUAAGGAAGUUUUUGAUAGAUGGGGAGAUGUGUUGUGUGAGGCAUUGAUUAUGGGUUCGGAGAGAUUUUAUUGUCCGUUUAAGGAUUGUUCCGCGCUUCUUUUGAUUGAUGAAAAUGGUAAGAAUUCUGUUGUGAUUCAGUCCGAAUGUCCGGAAUGUAGGAGGUUGUUCUGUGCCAAGUGUAAAGUUGCUUGGCAUUCGGGGAUUGUAUGUGAAGAAUUUCAGAAGUUGAAUAAGGACGAGAGGGAAAAAGAGGAUUUGCAGCUUAUGCAACUUGCUAAGGGUCAAGCAUGGCAGAGAUGUCCGCGGUGUAGGAUAUAUGUCGCGAGAGCUGCUGGUUGCGCCCAAAUGGUUUGUAGGUGUGGAUGUGGCUUUUGUUACAAAUGUGGAGCUGAGUCAACUAAUCACCAUUGCAAACGCUGUGGUACUUAAAGACGUAUAUUGAACGGAUUGUAGAUAUCUCUCCAGAGGUGCAAAUGCGCGAUUUCUAGUUUUUUUUUAUCGUCGCUCUAGGGGUAUUUUAGUGAUAGGUUCUUAUUUUACUCAACUUGUGGAUAUAGAUUUUCAGAUUUGUGACUUAGAAGAGAUGACUAAAUAAAUAGCUCAAAUGACUUAUCUUCUAAUCAUUUGUAUGAAUGUUGGUUAUUGA
Messenger RNA from Solanum tuberosum (potato), 1288 nucleotides. RefSeq names its product probable E3 ubiquitin-protein ligase RNF217. Bases 127 to 1071 code for a protein of 314 amino acids. Gene Ontology annotation, biological process: protein ubiquitination. Gene Ontology annotation, molecular function: zinc ion binding; ubiquitin-protein transferase activity. The transcript is spliced from 3 exons. Lineage: Eukaryota; Viridiplantae; Streptophyta; Magnoliopsida; Solanales; Solanaceae. The record is from RefSeq and is a predicted model, not a curated record.